ACAAACUUCUACUAACUACAUGUAACAAAAUAUACGACAUCUACAUAAACAAGUGUCGAUAAAUUGCUACAAUAAAAAGGGUUGACUGUUGUAUUGACGGCCAACUAAAAUAAUUGGUCAAAACCUUUCAAUCAUCUACUUUCUCUUCGUUUCGUUUUUCACUCGCCUUCUAUAACCCUUUCAUUAUUUCUUUCUUUUCUUUUUCGUCUAACCCUAAUUAGUAUGCUAUUUUUAUGUAUUCUAAUCACAAGUAUGAACGAGUCUAUACCCGACUGACCAACAGUAUAGAGAAUUAAUAAUUGAACCAUGAACCACUAACUUUUUUAGCUCAAUGUCGAGUCAAAUUAAUUUUAAAUAUAUAUGGUUAAUACUUAUUAGAAAGUCAUCAUUUUCUACUAUGAGAUUUGAAGGCAUGAAAUUUUAAGCGAGUUCCAGUUUGUAUUUCUUUUGCUUCUCUCAAGUGUUUUUCUUUUUCACACGGGCUAGGAUUUUUAACAAUUAUACAUGAAAUUUCAAUAACCAUACAUAUCAAAUAAAUAAUUUCCUAUUUUUCAUAAAAAUUAAAUAAUUAUCAUCUUAAAUAUAUCACCAUAAAAUGAAUUAAGCUUCAACUAUGCAAAUUACAGUUCGCUAUCUCAACUUAAUAGAUCUUUAGAUUUAUAACCUAUUUUUUUUGGCAAAUAAGUCCUCAAAAUAUUGAUGGAACAUUACAUUUUAUUACCUAAACUUUUUUGUGUAUUACAUUUUAGUACCUAAACUUUUGAAGUUCUACAAAUAAGUCUAAUUUUUGUAUGUGUAAUUAAAACACAAUAAAUGGGUAUCCAUACCCAACUCAUACACAUUUAGAUUAUGAAAGUAAAUAUCCAUACCCUACCCAAAUCCAUCUACAAACUUCCCAACUCAUAUGUACGUCACCCAUACCCUACACAGCCUAGUUAUUAUGCUAACUUGAAGAUUCGUUAGUAUAUACUAAAUAAUAUCCAAAAUGUAUGAACUAAUAUCCAAGUCUGCUGAGUAUCUAGAUAACACAACUAGUAUUCAAAACAUCACAAACUAGUAUCCAGAUAGCAGAUACAAACUAAUAUCCACAAUCAACCAACAAGUAUUCAAUAUGAAUACUCUUAUGUGUUAUCUGGAUACUAUUAUGUGUUAUCUGGAUACUACUUAUGUGCUAUAUGGAUACUAUUAUGUGCUGUCUAGAUAUUAGUUUGUGAAUUUGGGAUAAUAGUUGAUUCAUGAUGGAUAUCAGUUAACAAACUUUGAAUACUAGUUUGUGCUCUCUAGAUAUUUUAGUACUUGGAUACUAGUUCAUAUAUUUUGGAUAUCAGUUAGUAUCUGCUAACGAAUCUUCAAGUUAGCAGAUUAACUUUCUCCUACCCUACCCAUAAUCAAUGGUUCUACUUGGGUUUAGGUAAAUAUAAUUUAUUAGCCAAAAUUUUCAAAAAUUUUAAAUUGGAUGUUGACCGCCAUAUAUCUCUUUUCAGUCAAUAUCAUAUUGUUAAGUCAAUAUUCCUAACAAAAAUGCUGACAAAAAAUUAAUUUUAGGCUAAUUUUUUAGGACUAGAUUUUAGCUAGAAGUAUGCAUAUUUUCGAUAGAAAAAGGGAGAAAGAGGGUCAAACCAUAGGGAAAAAGGAGAAGGGACUUUUGGGUCUUUUUAUACCUAUAGUAAUAGCUUUUGCUUUUAGUAAUUAUUGAGGGAUAUUCUUGACAACGACGAAAUUUUGUCAAGUGGGUCGACUAAUGUUUUGGUAGGAUUCUAUGGUAUGGACCUUCAUGUAGCGAUUUGCUUGUAAUUUUUAUUUUUGUUGAUGUUAGUUCUCCACAUUUUAGUUACUUUUAAUUUCCUCUCCUCUUGCUAUAUUGCAGGGUUGUAGCAAUUCAAUUAGAUCCAAAACCCCACGAAAUCGAAAUGAUUUUGGAUCGAAAAGUAAAAGGUAAUUAAGGAAUAAAAUUGGAUUAGAAGUACAAUUUUGACUCAAUCGGUUGCCACCGGAAUUAUUAGGACCAUUCAUUGAAUAAAAACUAAUGACAUUAUUUGGUUAAUUUCAAUGUAAAUUUCGAUACUUUCGAUUCGAACUUAUUUGGUCUGAUAUGUUGCCCACCCCUAACUGUUACAACUCAUACCAUGAGUUUGGUACAUAUCACAUGAUUACAUUAAUUACCAUUUAAUUAAGUAUUCAUUAGCAAAAUGCGGCCAAAUAUAUGAACCGAAUCAAACCCAUCAACUAGUUUUUGAGCACCCUCCAGUAUAAGUUGUUGAAUAUGAACAACGUACAAUUUAAUAUAGUACACGCAAAAAAAAGAUAGAAAAUUUUAGUGCUUAAAGCAAGGGAAAUCAUAAUACCAUAAAAUUUAGGGUUAUUAACAAAUGACAAGCAUAGAUUGUCGAAUAAAUUAAUUGAAAAAAAAAAGUAUUUUACAUGAAGGAUUGUGAGAUUACAACAAAAAAUGUAAUAUAUGGUUUGCUACAAUUGGCAUGUAUUCUUGAAUUUUUUAAGCUUACCCCAAUAUUUUUUAUUGGUAAAUCAAAAUACAUGUUUGUCCAACAAACUAUAAUAUAACAUACGUGACUCCUUUCAUCUUGUUAGGUUUUCCUUCCAAAUGUUUUGGAUUAUAAGCAAACUAGUCAGAUUAACAAUAAAGAGUCACUACAUAUAGAUCCUACCCAAAUUGCAUAACACACCCCAUUUUUCAACCCGACUAUGAUGCUCACCUAACACCUGUGUGAACGUACUUACAAAGCCCCGGACCAUCAGAUCGCAUGUUAGACACUCCAACAAUCAUGCAUUCUUGUAAGCGCACGUUCUCACACAUUGUAAUGUGAGCACAACAAUUAAAUUGUGGCUUUUAACCAUGCCAACCCAGUUCAGAACUAGUAUUAUCUACAAUCAUGUAAGAAAAUAUCACCUCAUAAAUUCUAACAGAUUCGUGCCCCCCCUCCUAAUUAGAUGUUUUUUUUUCUUCAUAUAAAUGACGUGGAGACGAAAACCAAACAUAGCGACUUUUUAAGUUUUUUUUCCUUAGAUUUUGCUGCUACCGAUUUGUGAGUGACACAAAGUUUAGUGACCAUACAUGCAAAUUGACUGGAGGCCAUAAGCAGAGAUAUCCUAAAAUCUAGCUAUAUCUCCCCAAUGAGCUAGAUUUGUUGUUGUUGUUGUUGAUGAUGAUGAUGAUAAGAGAGUUAUAAAGUUCCAAGGGAUGAGAAUUUAGAUGGGAUAUCAAUAAGGGGAGAGGGUAAUCCAUCGAAGAUGUCGACCACUCAUCCUCAUACAUAUAUAAUGUCAAAGCCAAGAUUACUUAUACUCUGCCCUCUCCACACAUUAUAUUUAUCACUAAUAAUACGACGUGGGAAGUGGGACGCCAAGCACUACCUUAUGUGACCUUCUUUCUUUGCCCUUUUCCUUAGCAAAGCAAUUACCGUAGCAGAUUCCGUACGCAAACAAAGGAAUUCAUUGUAUGGGAACUUUUGGCUUGGGGUUGUAAUUUGCCAGGUUCAAUGAAAAGUUUGCUUGAUGUGAGGAGGCGGGCUUCUUACCAUAAAAUUAAAGUCCGAACAUGUAAAAAACUCAAUUUAAUUAUACUAUGUAAUUUGAGUUGUUAGAAGAAGUCUUAAGAAAAUUUUUAUUCGAUUCUUAUUCCUCAUUUGUACAUGACACACGUGUGAAUACAUACUCAAUCACUUAACAUUAGGGAUUGAUAACCAUCAACCAAUUCACAUCGGAUCCAAUCAAACAAAGUUGUAGUUUAGAACUAAGUAACCUGUUCGCGAAGUGAGAGCGAGAACAUGAAAGUGCUUAUUGCUCGAGAAUUUGAUAUUAAGUGCGAAGAGAGUGUCAAUGAUAGCACCAUAAUUACACAUGUUUGUCCUCACAUUUCUCGGCCCCAAACGUUACAGGCGUAACAUGGGGCCGUAACUUGUCCUCUGCUAUGUGUAUAAAUGUGUUUUUGCGAUUUAUGGAGAGGGAGAGCUGGGGUUUGGAUCCCAACCACCAAUUGGACGAGGCCUAGAGAGAGAGAACGACUUGGGACAUUUUGGAGAUGUUUUGGAGAAUUUUUUCACUAUUGGACCUCGAGAAUCAAAUUUGGAGAUGGAGAUUGAAGAUCUAGGUCAAAUUUUGCAUUCUCUCUCUUCUCUAUGGAGUAACUUCCAUUCACUUAGGUUUUGAGGAACCCUUGCUUUGUUUGUUUGGUGGGAUGAUUGUAUAAGUACUCUCUCUUGAUUAUCUUGAGUUCAUAUUCAAUCUACGCAUGUUUGGAUGUUCAAUUCUGCUUGAGUCGAGAUUAUUGAUCCUGCUUUGAUUUUAUGACAGGGAAUACCUGAUUAGGUCAAUAGAGCAUCAUAAACUGAUAAUACUGGAUCGAUUAUGAAAGAGUGAGUCAAUUCACUGCUUUGUAUUGAGUAAGGCCUCGCCCAAUAGAGGGAGUCUAGACCAGAACACCUUGAUCGAUUGUGCUAGAGAAGGAUACGUCCCUAUAGGGAAACCAACUCAAGAAUUGAAAAUAAUAUUUGUACAACCAAGAUAUGUUAACAUGUUAGUAGUAGUGCGAAGGAACAUUGAAAAUAAUAUUUGUACAACCAAGAUAUGUUAACAUGUUUGUAGCAUUAUAAAAGGUUUGGCUAAUCUUUUAUAAUCCGUGAAAGGUUUGGAUAAAAAUAGUAUUUGUCAUUAUAAAUUUUAAAAUUUUUUUUUAAUUGACAUGGUGCUGAUGUGUCAAACACGUGGAAUGAUGAUUAACUUACAUGUAAUUCAGUUAAGGCUAACGUUAAUGGGAAAUAACUAUAUGGCUUUAACCGAGAUUCAAGGUCUAGUCAAGAACUCUCCACAUUAUGAAUGAAUAGAGAAUCAAGUUAGAGAAUCAUCAAUCAUUUUUCUUGUUAGUGGCUAGUGGGAAUCAACGUGAGUGAGUUUCCAACCUUUAAUUAGAUUAAUUUUAACUAUUGUUUGCUGAAGUAAUUGUAGUUCUCUUAUCUCAAUUUGUUUUGCUGAAUAAUAAACUGUAGCUGAAUAAUAGUAAAUCUAGAGACCCAUGGAUUCGAUAUUUUAUCACUUGUGUCACUAUACUGCGAUCUUGUCUUUGUUACACUUAGCAUGUGAGGAGUGUAGUUUCAGCAAGUUAAAAUUUUGGCGUCGUUGCCAGGGACUUUCUAGAUUAUUAGGAAAGAUUGUAGUUUGUUAAUUUAGCCAAUAUUUAUUUUAUUUUUCUAUUCCACCCUUGCUUUUCACUUGUGUGUUUUUUCUUUGGUUGUGCCGAUAUAAAUCAUGAAUCCCUAUGUCUUUUCUGAGUAGUGGGGGUAUCAACCAACAUCCGGUCGGUACUACCCCGAUAACCACUACAAAGAAGGUUAAAGAUUCAGGGUCCGGGAAAACAACCGCCUUUCUACAAUGCACAACUAGACUCUUGGGAAUUUCAAGAACCACCUCCUUAUCAAGAAGAUUUCCCUCCACAACCAGUGAGGCCAUAUGAUAUGGAGUUAGUCGUGGCAGUAUUCACAUGGCAUUCUGCAGAGCCAUGCUACAUUCAACAUUCGGAGUCGAAGAGCCAUUGCGAGCUUGCUGUUGAGCAGUUUGUUCGGGAUACUGACAGAUCAAUUAAGAAUAUUGUCAGAGUUUGCUCCAAUAUGGCUUUCCAAUCCACUGUCCAUCCCUACUCCUUUCUCUUUGAAAUGGAGGAUGAUGUUCAACGCUUAGCGAAACAAACAAAAUGGGUUGAGUAAUCUUGUGCACAACUUGCUCAAAAAUCUCUUUUUUGCUACCAUACAAGCAGAAGAGGAGGAUGAAGCCUCAUAUCAAGAUAAUACUGUGAAGUAGACAGAAGUUGUCAUAGAGAGCUAUCGUGAUGAUCAUGAUCAAGAAUGUCCUAUUGUGGCAGACCACACCUUUCCCCAUUCCCGCUUUGAAGAGAUGGAGAUGGACGAGGAGAUGCAAUCUAAUCCUAUCAAGAAGCUUGCAUAGAGACAUGCUUUCUAAUCCGUGCUUGAAGAUAAGGAAUAAAGGGUGAGAGGUGAAGUUGUGGAGGAGGAAGAAAGAAAUGAAGAGGAAUUUCUUGUUCUUCCACAAGGGGAAGAACCAAAUUUUAAAGGGGGGGGGGGGGGGGGGGGGGGGUUAAUAAAGCAAUUGGUGUCCAAGUUAGGGAUGAAGUUGUGGUGGAUGAAGCUUCCACCAGUCAUGAGUUUCAUGCGCUAUCUUCACCCAACUUCGAGGAGCUACUUGGAAAGGACCCAUUUGCAAGACCAAGACCAAGAUCACACCACCUUUGAUCCCUCUAGUGGAUACAUGUGAGAUUUAUGCCUGCUCGUUUCUUUCGUGUGUGAUAGAUCCCUCUUACCGUGAUGUGUAGCAUUCAUGUUGCCACUAAUGAGGAAGAUGGAGGCAUAAGAUUAGUAAAAAAAAAAAAAUUGAAUGUCCCGGUGUGUCAUACCCAUAGUCAGCUCCCUUGAGCCGUGUACACUUCUUUUUUGUGUCUGCAUUAGAGAAGAGUUAUAUAUGUGUCUUGAAGCUCAUCUGAGCUUACCAAAAGGUUUCACAAAACAAUUCUUACAUGAUAGUUGCUGAUUGUGAAAUUAAGUAUAGAGAUAAAUUAUUGGAAUUGAGCAUGCAUUCAUAAGGUUCAAAAGGUGGCAUAUGUUGUUGUCUCUUAAAGGAAAUGAAAAAAUAUAUAAAAAGAGAAAUGAAAAAAAUAAAAAGAAUGAGAGUUGCCAUCCAAGUUGAUUAUGCUCUAAAUGUUGGUAAUGCCCUUCAAUCUUGGCUUAAAGGUUAUAAAAGCAGCUGCAGCAGAGGAAGAUUGAUGUGAAUGAUUGUUAAUUGGCUUGGUAGGGAAUUGUGGAACCGUGUGCUAUAAGUGUUUCCACCACCUAAAUAUCCUCUCAGGCCCUAGAAUAUAGCUAGUUACAACCCAAUCAAGUACUCCUGACAAGUUAGCGGUGACACUCAUUCUGUGAACUCUACAUUUAGAAGCUGCCAUCAUGGCGAAGAGACGAUAGGAUGGAGUUUGAGUAUGCACAUCUUUUGUAUCAAUUUGUCUUGACCCCACUGGUCGAGAGUGAGUGAUUCUUUUCCACAUUAUAGAUCCUGGUGAGGACCUAGACUAUUUGGUCUUUUAUUCUGAUGGCUUGAUCUUUAUGCAUGGUAACUAUGUUAAAUGAAUAAUUGAGUCAAGUCUACGUUGGUCCGUGAAUAGAGGGAAGACUAUUCCUUUCCAAGAUUUUGCUGCAAUCAAAUGUGAUCUUGAGUUCAUAUUCAUUAUAUGCAUGUUUGGAUGUUCAAUUCUGCUUUAGUCGAGUAUUGAUUCUGAUUUGAUUAUAUGAGAGGGAAUAGCUUAUUAGGUCCAUAGAGCACCAUAGAUUGAUAGUACUAGAUCGAUUGUGCGAAAGUGAUUCGAUUCACUGCUUUGUAUUAAGCGAGGAUCUCACCCUAUAGAGGGAGUCUAACCUUGGUCGAUUGUGCUAUAGAAGAUACGCCCCUCUAGGGCAAUCGACUCAAAAGGGCCUGAUUGCUUUAAUUGAGAUUCAAGGUCUAGUCAAGGACUCUCCAUAUUAUGAAUGACAAAGAAUCAAGUUAGAAAAUCUUCACUCUUCAAUCUGGUUAGUGGCUAAGGAGAACCAAUACCCAAGCGAGUUCUCAACCUGUAAUUAGAUAAACUUUAAAUCUACGU
Molecule: messenger RNA, 7654 nt
Organism: Linum trigynum
Lineage: Eukaryota; Viridiplantae; Streptophyta; Magnoliopsida; Malpighiales; Linaceae
Source: the annotation of a GenBank genome assembly